Molecule: messenger RNA, 4188 nt
Organism: Schistosoma bovis
Lineage: Eukaryota; Metazoa; Platyhelminthes; Trematoda; Strigeidida; Schistosomatidae
Source: the annotation of a GenBank genome assembly
UAUGACUUAAAAUUUAUAACUUUCUCUUACUAUACAAAAAUUCAACUGAGCAUUGCAAGAAAACACCCAUUUUGAUGUCACAAAUCUAGUCUCAUGUAGAAUUUCUUCUUGCUAUUUCUGUAAUACAACGUCUUAUGUAUUUGACCUUGGGUUUGCGGGCUAUUCGUCUGAAUUUCGAACCGGGCGGGUUAUGAAUUUCUUGAGUAUUCCUUUAAAGAAGUCGGCUGCUGUUGAUUUAUCCAGUAAUUUUCAACAGUUGAUCGCCCUGCAAUAUGGUGCCCCAACCGCAAAUGCGUGCCUUGAUUCACUCGGUGAGUUAUCGUCAAUGCGAACUGUCGCAUGUGUCAAAGGAGAUAACUACAACCCGACAGUCGAAGCAAUCGCAGCGUAUCAUGAUGCAAUGUAUCAGUUAGAAGGACGUCUAACUGUGAAUAUUGCUUCACGAAUUGAUUUUAAGUGGAGCGAUAUUUCUGGAAAAUCUAACAAAAAGGAAAGCUCUCUUAAAUUUGAACGUUCAAAUGUCUUGUUUUGCUAUGGUGCUGCUCACAGUCAACUUGGUGAAUCGUGCCGUCCCAAUUGUGAAAAUUCACUCCAACAAGCUUUGAAAUCUUUCAAGAUUGCUUCCUGCACAUUUGAUUACAUAUCUUCAGAUUUGAUGUCUGGGGUUAAAGAUCCUCUACCAGAUUUAACUUCAUCAGCACUAACACUGUUCAGUAAUCUUAUGCUUGCUCAAGCAUAUGAAUGUGUUCUCUCGAAAGCUGAAAAAGAUAAGAAAAAGCCUGCCAUUUUAGCAAGAAUAGCAUCAACCUUGACUGGUCUUUACGAAGACUGUCUGUCAGAUUGUUCAGGUGGAGCUAAAAAUGUUGUUCCAAAAGAUUGGUCUGGUGUAUUAAGCAUGAAAAAAGGUUUAUAUGAAGCUCUGACACAAUAUCAUCAAUCUAAAGCUUGUUGCGAUGCCAAACAGUACGGGGAACAAGUAGCUCGCAUAUCAUUUGCUUAUGAGCUAAUCAAAUGUGUUGCUCGAAGUAGUUGUUUUCAGAGAAAGAAUUUAGUGGAACAAUUUAAACAAGAAGAAUCAGUUGCAAUAAAAGACAAUGACCAUAUAUAUCACGAAAAGGUACCCGCCAGAGGAAGUCUUGCUCCUGUCGAAAUUGUUGAUGUCAUUAAAAAAACCCCACUCACGUUCCCUUUGUCCUCAUCGACUACCAAAGAUUAUUUCGAAAAUCUACUUCCUGUCGCUGUUACAGAAGCUGUUAACACUGCUAAAGGUGUUCGUGCAUCUCUUAUCGACAACGAAAUUUGCACGCUACGAGGAGCAUCCACUAAAGUGAAUGAAGUGUUAGCUUCAUACAAUUUCCCGGCAGCAUUACUUGCUAAGGGAUCAAACUCAAUUACGGAUAAUAUUUUAUCCAAAGCUACUUCUAUACGUCGAGAUGGUGGGGCAGAAAAAUUGUAUCAGCAACUAACGUCGAUACCUGAAUGCGUUCAACGUAAUAAAGAAAUUAUUGAGGCUGAGAAAAGUUCACUAGAUGAUGAAGAGAAUUCUGAUAAUAGUUUACGAAAACAAUAUGGUGAACGUUGGUCACGGAAACCAUCAAGUGAAUUGAACAAAUUAUGGCGUUCUGAUAUACAAAAAUGUUUGAAUUUACUUGAACAAACUACGAAAACUGAUGCAUCUCUUUUAGAACGAUAUGAAAAGCAUAAAGAACAUUUUGAAAUAUUAAGUAAACCAGAAGAUGAACUUGAAACGCUUAUUGGAUCAGAUGCAAAAUUUGCCGAAUCUAAUACUGAAGCCAAUAAUGAAGAACUAAAAUCUGAACUAACUCAGUUAUGCAACAAACUAGAAUUAAUUAAGACGGAAAGAAAUGAUCUAAUAGAACAGUUGAAAUUAGUUGAUUAUUCACCGGAUCUAGUUAAAAAGCUAUUGACGUACUAUAGAGAACAUAAUGAAACAGUUGAUUUACAAAUUGCUACUGAUAUGCUUGAUGAAAAAAUGGUGUCUGUGCGUGAACUUAUUCAAGAAAAUCUAAAUAAACAAGAAAGUUUAUUAACUGACUUACAAACAAAAGCUGAUAUGUUUUACGGUGGGUCCGAUGGUAAUUCAAAAGACAAAGGACUAUUGACAAUGCUUAAUCUGGCUGCAGAUGAGUAUUCUGCACUUAAAGAAGCUGUUAGUGAUGCCACGAAAUUUUACGCUGAGCUUACUGAGAUUUGUGUGAAUACCCAGUGUAAGAUUGAAGAUUUCUGCGCUGCACGUACUACUGAGAAAAAUGAAUUAAUGUCUGAUAUUACAACAAAUAUUAGCCGGGUUCGUGUUGCAGACCAACAAGUCUUUCCGAAACCAUCUGUCCCUACUCGACCUGAACCAUCUUAUGCUAACCGUGUCAACCCUGUUCCUCCCGCUCAACCUCAAGUUCCAAUGCCAACACCAACAAUUCCAAUGAUGAAUAGUACCACAUAUCCGAUGCCUCCACAAGCAUGGAAUCCUCAAGGCUAUUCUACCAUUUACCGUAACAACUGAUAUCAGGCUGUUGCCAUAGCUAAUAUUUUAAGAUAUAUCUUAUACUUUAACCACUAAAUAUCAUAAAGCUUAGUUCCUUCUGUCACAGUAGUGACCAUAAAUGAGAUUCACACUUCCCUGAAUCCUACCCCUCAAGAUUAAAAGACUGAUGAGUAUAUAGAUCUUUGUUCCCUCUAAUGUUAUGGUAGACUGUGACUAGUUAAUCAUAGAUUAGUUAGGUUUGGCCUUGAGAAUUGGCUAUUACAUCUACAUUCUUCUAGGAGGAGGUGGGUAGAUGAAUUUAAGUUAUGCACGUAGUAUAGAAUUUUCAGUGACUGGUCAAAAAUCUAUUUUAAGCUAUUCUGUAUAGAUUUUUGUCUAAUAGAACAUUUGGAAAUUUAAUUACAUAAUGCUGUAACUAUGUCCGUGUUCAUUUCAUUGUUUACUGAUAUUAGCUGUGAGUGAAAUAGAAGUAUAAACAGUUGAAUACAGUGCAUUGUGGUUUUUCUAUUAUUCAAUGUUUAAUUAAUGCCUUUUUUCUUUAAAGUCAUAAUAUACCUGCAAUUGUAGUUAUCUGCUUAGUGAAUAAAUUCAUGUAUACAUGAUCCAUUAUUUAAUUUUGUUUCUAGAUCCUGUGAUGCCUCAACCUUCACCAUAUGGAAUGGCUCCUUAUCCAACAAUGUAUCCAUUCUAUGGCGCUUAUCCUACAAUGCCAAUGCCUCCAAAUGCAGCGUUUUCUCCCCCUAACAUGAUGCUUCCUGCUCAUUCAAUGGGUGGUAAUGGUGCUUUUCCUAGUAAUGGUGGAGGCAAUAUUGACGCACAAGCUCCCCUUGCUGGUGGUGGUCUUCAGGGACAAUAUCUACCUGGACAACCUUCUGCACAGCCUUAAAAAGAUUUCUCUAUGAACAUUUGAUUUUUGUUAUAUUCUCGAUAUCUUUGUUUAAGAAAUGCUUCUUGUCUGUGUUUUUGUACUACACAAAACGUGUAUUUAUUAUAAGUAUCCCAUUUAUUGAUUUACUUUUCGACAAUCUUUAAAAUAAAAAAUGACUUUAAUAAUCUAAAAUACUUUUAUGUUUCUUUCUCAUAUUCGUCCUCUUCUAUAAAUAAAAAGCUAAAAAGUGACUUUCGACUGCUUGUAUUUUUUGACUUUUUUAUGAAGGUCAUGAUGAACAAGUGUUUUAUGUAAGCAAUAAUCGAUUUUUUUCACGAAUAGAGACAUACACCUAAUUUAGCAUUAUGAUUGCGAAUUCAAUGUAUAUGCAAAUUAAAAAUAAAACUUUUGCUAUUCAAUCAGUAGUCCAAUAUUUUGGAACUGAGAUAGUCAUUUCUCUGUGUGGAAAUUCCAACUAUAAGACUAAAAUAAAUUAGCUCUCUAAGCAUGGAACGAAAUCGAUCCAGGCACUGAUUAUUUUUGAAGCCUAAAUGACACUGAAUGUACAAAUAUAUAUGUUUAGUUAAUAAAAUGUUGUUUUUUGAUUCAUUCUUUUAUGCUAUCAUUUUUACUUCACCUCACUUGCGUCCUCUACCAUUAAUGUAGGAGGAUAGGUCGCCGACCAUGAUUCUCCAAACAACUCUGUCUUCUGCUCUCCUUUCCGACUUGCUAUUCAUCCUUUUGAUAUCUGCUUAAAAUUCCAUGCAAAAUAUGUUCCUUCGUCUUCAACUUUUCCUUUCCCCUUCAGGAUUACGAG